AUGGCACCCGCUCCGGAGGAUGUCUACUGCACACUGCUGCUGAACGAUGCCUACCUCCCUGGAGCCCGGGUUAUCGCCCACUCUCUCCGCGACUCUGGCACCAAGUACCGCCUCGCCGUAAUGGUGACGCUGGCCGGUGUCACCGAGAACACUGUGACGGAGCUGAAGAAAAUCUUCGACUACGUUAUCCCAGUAGAGCCCAUCUACAGCACAUCGGCCGCGAACCUGAACCUCAUGCGCCGUCUCGACCUCCAUGCCGCGAUGACCAAGAUCAACCUGUGGAACCAGACCCAAUUCCGCAAGAUCGUCUACGUCGACGCCGACAUGGUUGCCCUGAGGGCCCCCGAUGAGCUCUUCGACAUCGACGCCGUCUUCGCUGCCGCUCCCGAUGUCGGCUGGCCCGAUUGCUUCAACAGCGGAUUGAUGGUCGUCAAGCCCGACCAGAAGACCUACGAGGAGCUCAUCAGCCUUGCGAGCCAAGGACAGAGCUUCGAUGGCGCGGACCAGGGUCUUUUGAACCAGCACUUCAGCGACUGGCACCGUCUGUCUUUCGUCUACAACUGCACCAUCGGUGCCAGCAUGGGUUACCAGUAUGCGCCUGCUUUCAAGCACUACGGAUCCAACGUGUCUCUGGUGCACUUCAUUGGCGGAACCAAGCCCUGGGACCGAGGCCAGUCCACCAACACCGGCUCGGGCGACCCAUACGAGAAGCUCUCGGGCCACUGGUGGUCUGUCUUCAACAAGCAUGAGGGGUAUUCUACCAAGCAGGCAGCAAAGGGAGAGAGCGCACAGACACCGACCUACUCACGACCGACGGGCACUGAGCCCGAGCAAGCCGGCAACGAGCCGAAAUUCGUGCCCAUCCGCUCUAUCGACAAGCCGAGCCGCUACCUCGAGAACUUCACCACCCACCACCAUUACGAGCACUUCAAGACUCAGGGCAGUCUCGGCGAAUACGUGAUAACCAAGCAUGGACGGGUGGCCCAGGACGAGUACUUCCAGACCGGUGCCAACACGUAUCUCGUCAAGAAGCACGCCAGGCCUGUCACGCACGACCAGGCCGCUGGACCUGGCCAAUUGUUCCAUGCCCCCCAGACCCACUGGGACCCGACCAAGUCCGCGCCGCCGCAGAACAGUGCGCCCGAGGGCAACAAGCUCACCAUCGAGCCAUACACCAACGCCUGGGACACCACGGCCUCGGCGCCGUUCGUCGCGACGACAUUUGCUCCGCCACCGCGACACCACCUCUGGUACGACAUCCCGGAGACGUCCAAGCAGCCGCAGGCCUCCAAGACGGUGUUCCCGUGGGAGGAGAAGCCGCGCCACAAAGUCACCCGUGUAUUCAUGGACGACCCCCAGUCGUCGCACGUCGACUCCCCCGAGGGCAGCCAGCAAGACCACCAUGAGGAAACAUUUGAGUACGACGACGACGGCAGCUCCGUCGUCUCGACUGAGGGCAACGAGUGGAGGAGGUUUGUAUCGCGCGAGAACAGGUGGGACACGGACCCCGCGAUCCGCGACUACGUGCUGGGCCUGCGCAAGCGCCAGCACCAGGCUAUCGGUGAGGCGCCACCACCACCACCCCCCCUUGUCGUCGCCGCCCGAGGGGAAGUACCCUCCCCGCUCCGGCGAGCGGCUCCCGCACAGGCACAAGUUGAGGAAGAACAUGAAGCCCCGGAGGAGCCGGAAUGGGACCCAGAGAAGAAGCUGGAGGAGCUGCGACGUCUCCCCCCCAGCUUGCUGAGCCAGCUCAUCUCGACGAUGCAGCAGCAGCAGCAGCAGCAAGACGCUGAUGAUGAAGACCGCGGGAGAACAAAGGUACCCUCCUUCCACUACCACCCGAGGAACCCAAAUUAUAGAAACGCAUCUACACAGUGUGAGCCGCUGUCAACCACUACCAUGGUCGAUGUCGGGACUCAGUGCGCAGAUGGGGACUUCUAUGACUUGGGCGCCUCUAAUAACCACGGCUGGAACCCUAACCGUACCACGUUGAUACAGUCCGUCACGCCAAAGGCCUCGAUGAGGUUCCGCGAGGCGACGGCGACGGAGCUUGGCGGUUUCGACGACUCGGACGCAUUGAAAACUCCCCGCGCUCGCAGUAUUGACUCCGCACUGGGAGGGUCCGCGUGCUCGACUGUUGAGGAUAACUAA
Messenger RNA from Tricharina praecox, 2151 nucleotides. Its product is annotated as nucleotide-diphospho-sugar transferase. The coding region runs from base 1 to 2151 and encodes 716 amino acids. Gene Ontology annotation, cellular component: cytoplasm. Gene Ontology annotation, molecular function: glycosyltransferase activity. The record is from RefSeq and is a predicted model, not a curated record. The transcript has 9 exons. NCBI's taxonomy places the organism in Eukaryota, Fungi, Ascomycota, Pezizomycetes, Pezizales, Pyronemataceae.